ACAAGAAUUGACAAAGGAUUUGAUUUGUAAUAACUUUGAGGGUAUUUUUUAAUAAUAUAAUACUAAAACUCAGUUAGUAUGAGGUAGGAUCAGUGUAAUAUCAACCGACCGACGCUUUUCUAGCAACAUUCUAAAACUACAGUGUUCCAACUCGCUUUUGUAUGAAAACGUAUGAAAUUUACACUCGACGAUGGCGUUUUCUUUUCGAAAAAUGCUAUCGAACAUCAAUUAUUUCAAAAAAUCUGAAGAUAAUACUGAAAAUGUCUUGUCUGAUACGAACUUGAAGAGACGUAGACAUACAUAUGUUUCGGACGAACCUAUUAUCAUAAACUUCGAGUCCACAGAGCCAGACUCUACAUCGAAACAAUGCACAAGUAGUCUAAAACUUCCCGAAUCUGUAAAAAACUUCGCGGCCAAGAAAGGUUCUUUAUCAGACACAGAUUUACUAACGCUAAGUGUGGAAGCGCCAUUGCGAGAAAAAAGGCGUAAAUGUAAAAAACUUAAAUUAGACGUCAAAAAAGCGAGUCAUUCUAUGAACCAUUUAAGCGAAGAUAGCUUCAAUAAUGUUGAGAACACACCAAAGCAUGUUUUGUUAGAAUGUAAGAGUUCUGAUGUGUUUAGCGAGCGGUUCAGAGGAUUUGAUUUCAAUAAAUCCUUUGAUUUAAUUGAUGCAAUAUCAGACGAUCAACCAUCUUCACCAUUUGUUGAGGAUAUAGAUAUUGAAUCUUUAUCGGAGCAAUCAGAUUCUGAUGUGUCGGUUCACACGAAUAAAUCAUCGAUUAAAAUGUGUCGUAAAGUCACCGACAGCCAAUCAAGUGAUGAAAAUCAGUUAGUACCCUCAACUAGUCUCGAGUCGUUCGGAGAUGUUGAAUUGGACAAGAAUGAAGAGGAACGAGUCCAGUUGUUAUUGAAUUAUCAAAUCAAAUUGGAUAAAAUCGAGUCUUUCUUAAGGAAACUGUUCAAUGACUUUCAAUUUCACAUCGAAGUAUCAAAACUGUUUUAUUCAAAGUCUAUUGUUACUGCUCUUUCCGGAACAGAUGGAAGCAAUAUUUCUAAAAAUAGUGAACACUUAUACAAUAAGAAUGAUAGAGGUCCAAGUCCCAUUGGGUGGAAUAUCGUCAUGGAGAGGGAAGAUGAUGACGUUAAAAUGAAAUUGAAAAAACAGUUACUAUCUAUGAAAUCAAUUAUAGAAGAUUUUGUACGAAUUUAUUUACAAAGUAAUACGGAGAGCAAUAAAUUAGGAAACUAUAAGAGUAUCACAUUUAAUACGAAGAAACAUUCUGUAUCGAAACGUCAAAACGUUAGUAAUAAGAAAAGAAUAAAACACUUUGAUUUUCCAGAUUUAAGAGAAGCAAUGAUAAAUCUAUUUUCCAUGGAUGACGUCCACACAAACAACAUUGAUAACACGAGUUAUUCCGAUGACUCAGAUACAUGUAAAUGCCUUUGCAAAUGUCACCAACCAUCUUCACCGAGCUCGCAAACUGAUUCCGGACUAACGACAAAAACAAGUGACGGUUCUUCAUCAAUCACAUCAUCGAUCGGUAAUUUCAGCCUUGAUUCAUCUACAUUAACAGCUUAUUCGGAGUCUCUAGACCAGAUUGUCAGCUACAAUAGCUUCCAAGACACGAGUCUCUACAAUACAUUGCUCCAGAAAGCCGCUAUCGAACGCAUAACAUUCUACGUAGAAGUCCAUAGCAUACAACUCAAUUGUGAAUUAACGGACUCAGAUAUAGAAUCCAAGAAUAUUAUAACUUUCUACUGUCCGUCAUGCAAAGAUACACAUAACGAUGAGAAUAGCUUGUUGAGACACAUAUUAAGUCAGACACAUUGUGAAAAAAUACAUUUUAUAUACAAAACGGCCUAUAUUAAGAAAUGUAUGUCGGCUGGCAAGGAAAUUCAACCAAGCACCGUAUUGAACUCUAUGAGAAUGUACCGCGAUGAGAAUAAGAUUGUCUGCUUUGGGGAUGCAGUAUACGCUUGUUCGUUAUGUUUCGAGAAUUUAAUCGUUGGUGAAUCAGUACUCAUGGCCCACUGUUCCGACCCUCAACACGUAGACCGACGGGAGAAACUUGAAGAUAUAGUUGGUUAGUGAUGUUAUACAAUUUAUUAUUAAAUAUCAUGUAUUUUAAACGUCCCGCAUCGAUUUAAUUUUCACUAGCUCAAUUACUUUUCUUAACAAUAUAUAUUUUUUUUAAUUUUGAACUGUCAAAUCGAUGUUUGAUGUGAUUUUUUUUUUAAUUUUAUCAGUUUGCAUGUUGAUCUAUGCAAGAAUUAAACUUGAAUUAAUCUUACACUAAUUUUCACAUUAAUGUAAACUUGACAAAAACUAAUUAUCCUUUUUUUUCUAUUCUAUAUUUUCUAUUUAUUGUCUGUUGACUGUUAAUUUUGAUUUUUUUUUUUGUUUCCAAACUUCAUUUAUUUUAUAUUUUUAAUUUCUUUACAAAACAAAAGGUGCUCAAAUUCAUUUUUAUAUGCUAAGCUGCGUUCAUCCUAAUAUUAAUUCUGAAUUUAGUAUAAGUAUUCUGGCUUUAAUCUAAAAUCAUGUUUAAUUACAUCUAUGUUAUACUUUGGAUGAGAUCGAUAUUUUAAGGUAAAUAGAUCUAGAAAGCAAUUUGUUUUAUAUAUGUAUAAUUAAUAAUCUCUCACUAUCUUAAUAAUUAAACACACAUACAAAAUAAACAAACUUAUCUGGGUAAGUUCUGCUGCAUAAUGAAAGUGUUGCUUUUGAAUUUUCGUAAAAAUGAUCAUUUAAAUAUCAUUAAAUAAUUAAUAUUUUUAAAUUUAUGUUUAUGCUAUUGAAGUUGAGUUCUACUUCUUGCUCCAGAUAUGUUUGUAGCACAAUUACGUACCAAAAUAUACAUAAGUGAACUGGUUAUCAAUAUUUAUUUUAUAUAUUAAAAGGAAUUUGUUUGUUCGUGCGACAUGCCUAUCGUUCAUUCGAUUUACUUGAAAUUAACAGUUUGUGGUAUGUACGAUAACGCAUACAAGGCUUGCGAAACAUUUAAAAAACUAUAAGUUUACGACGAGCAAUUAUAGAUUAUUAAGUUUAUUUUUUUUCUAAACGUUUUGCGCCAUCUGUCCGCUCGCAUACAGCCAGAACAUGAUUUCUUUUUUGAAAUAAAAUUAUAAAUCUUAAGAAAAAUAUUUACAAAAAAAUAAUAUAUGUUCCUAAAAAUUUUACCGGUGUUCAAUAAAAAAUAAAGUGAGACGUCGAAUUUUCGAAUGCACAGGGUUUAUAAGAUUAAUUCGCUUUUUUUACUAUUUACGUAACGAUUUAGAAUUAAUGUAGAAUACCCUUAAUAAUAAUAACUCGCAAAAUAAAAAAUGAAUAAAAAAAUGUAGUUGUAUAUACAUAAGUAGGCACAGUUUUCUUUAAAGUCAUAUAUCUGAUAAUGAACUCUUUCGCGUGUAGUUUAAUUUUUUUCAAAAACAUUACAGUUGUAUUAAGACAUCAAUUUAAGUCACAGAUUAAAAAAAAAAUAGAUAUUCAAUUCAGUUUUUUUUUAAAAACAGUUAUUUCUAUUUCAUAUCUUAUUAAGUUUUUAAUUUUAACGUCGUCCUCUUAAACAGAUUUUCUUUUCUAUAAAUAAUAUUUAACUUUUUCGUAUUUUCUCAGCAAUUUUGUCGAACAAUAACUUUUAUUUACUUCAUUACGUAUUAACGACUAAUGUAGAAUUAUAUUAUAGUUGCAUGUAUAAUAAUAGUCUCAAAUUAAUUUACUGCGAACCGGAUCUCAAUAAUUCUAUACAUAAAUAAGCCUCCAAAAAGACUGAUUUUGAAUCAAGUGUUCAAAAGUAUUAAAAAAAAAAACAAACGUCAAAUUAUGCCAAGGUACCGAUUAUGACCGCCUAUUCUUAAUAGUUAAAAUAAAUCUAGGUUAGAACGUCUAUUUCCAGAACUGUGUUUUCUUAAAGCAAUAUCUUAUAUCAUUGCGAUCGUUUUAUGUGGUGACAAGCACAGGAUCAGUAAUUUAAUCUGUUAAAAUACUUAUCUUAGAACGUAAGUCCAUAUAAUCUACUUAAUUAGGCAUCCAUUUUAAUAAGUUUCUAAAUGUAAUGGUUUUUUUUUUUACAAUAAUAUUACUAUUUUUAUACGUAGUACGUACAAAUUUCAAAGUGGGAAAAAGCAAUAAAUAGUUCGUUCGAAAACAAUUCUAAUAGGUACUCAGUCAACUGUCAUUUAUUAUUUUUUUUUUUAAUUUAAAUUAUUCUGUAAGACUACAAUUAACAUUAUAAAAUCAUAUUAUGCACGAUAGAAUAAAAAAAGCUUUAAUAUUUAUAAUGGCGGGGAUGGCUGUUUAAAAAAAAAUACAUCUGUGAUUUUACUGUUGAUAAACCGAAAUUAAUCUUAGGAUUGUUAAAAUGUGUGUCGACUUUACAGUUCUUUGUUUCUUGUCUUCCAUACUGCUUAUUUCUUUGUUAUUGCGAAUAUAUUUGCUUUAAAUGUUUAAUAAAAGACACGUUCUGCCAUUGUGAUAUAUAUUUUUUAAAUUAAUGAAUAUAAAACGAAUACAUUUUAUUUUUCAUAAAUCUAUCAGAAAAUGUUUUACCGUUUGAAAGUUAACGUACAUUUUCUUAGUUUAACAAAAUAUGUUUACAUCAAUGUAUCGUAAUAGUGAAAAUUUAUCUGCUACACUGUUGUCAUUAGAAUUUUUUUUUUUAUUAAAGUCGCCACACAACCGCUGUGAUCCACAAAAAAGUGUUCAUAUACAAAUAGGAUAAAAUCAGAAAUUGCAGAGACCUAAUUAUAUUAUAUUUUAAUCUUCCCAAGCAUUCCUUUACUGACUUUUAUAUUAUUAUUAUUUAGGUAAAGGCUUGUUAUUAUAGAGCCAAAAAAGGUUUAUUCAUUAAAAACAGUGAGGUUUCUGCAAUUUAUGGUCUGUUGGAUUCAUUGUUAAAUUUUUUGUAAGCCACAUCCGAUUUUCGAGUGAUUAAAUGAGUGUAGUUUGGA
Vanessa atalanta (red admiral) is the source of this 4950-nucleotide messenger RNA. RefSeq lists its product as uncharacterized. The record is from RefSeq and is a predicted model, not a curated record. The coding region runs from base 191 to 2089 and encodes 632 amino acids. The transcript has 2 exons. NCBI's taxonomy places the organism in Eukaryota, Metazoa, Arthropoda, Insecta, Lepidoptera, Nymphalidae.